UUUACGCAGCUGUAAGUGCGAUAAAUGAAGUUCGUUUUCCACAGCUGGUGAUGGCGGAUGUUGUUGAAAAAGAAAGCAUGAAGAAUUACCAGAUAGCUUCUGAGAAAAUAAACCCAGAGGCCGGUCGCUUCCCUUACUGUGUAGUGUGGACACCCAUCCCCGUGUUGUCAUGGCUGUUUCCACUCAUUGGCCACAUGGGAAUCUGCACUUCCACCGGGGUCAUCCGGGACUUUGCAGGACCGUACUUUGUCUCCGAAGACAACAUGGCUUUUGGAAAACCAACGAAGUACUGGAUGCUUGACGUUAGCAAAGUGUACGCCAGAGGCUCGAAUGCCUGGGACACGGCGGUGCACGACGCUUCAGAGGAGUACAAGCAAAGGAUGCACAACCUCUGCUGUGAUAACUGUCACUCUCACGUGGCCAUGGCUCUGAAUCUGAUGCGAUAUGAAAACAGCACCUCGUGGAACAUGGUCAACAUCUGCCUCCUCGUGCUCAUCCACGGGAAACACAUCGGCUGUGCAGGUUUUCUGAAGACCUGGCUGCCCUUCCUCAUGCUCAUGGGCAUCAUCAUCGCUGUGGUCCUGGCCUUCAACCUGCGGUGACCUGGAGGCAGGUGGAGGACACGAGGACCCCCGCAGGUCCAAUGUGGGGUUGACCUUUUACACAUCGAGGGAGUGGGGGGGGGGGCUUCUCACGGUGUCGAGGAGAUAAAAGACUACUAACCUCCGAGAGAGGGUUGUGGAGCGGGAACACAGGCUGGCUUUGUGAGAAGCAGACGGCCUGUUAGCGGCGUUAUGCUAAGAUUGAAAAUGAUGGAAGUGAUUUUAUAUCGGUUAUUUAUGUCGUGACUGAACACCCGACACACAAACACUUGAUGGAUAUGAUACUUAAAACCCUGAGAGCAGGUUUAAGCCAUCGCCACCUGCAAAGUGUAGACGUGGUGUAGCUGAUAGAGGAAUUGGUGAAUUCUCAGAGGGAACACAUUCAUGCCUUGCUUCCAGAUUUUUUAUUAUUUUAUUUUCCUACGUAAUAUAGGGAGUGAAAUCCCAUAAUUCACUACUUCCAGAAUGCCAUUUUUAUACAAACAUGUUACAUUGAUUAGAAGCAUUUUCAAGUGAUUUUACUGUAUUUCAUGCUCCGCUAAACACGUCGCAGCAGUUUGUAUUUUUGUGCUUUUUCUUACAUCUUCUAAAACAUAAAUACUGUCUCAGAGAUUUGUUGUACGUGCAUUACAUGUAUCGCCUCAUGGUACUUCUUUAAGAAUGUUUUCAAACCUUUUUAACUACAGAUCAUCUGUGCAGCGAUUGUAGCUAAAUCAAUGGAUGUGACUUUGGUUAAAACCCAGAUGAUGGUUCAGCUUUUGUUUUUGUUAUUCUUGUGCCAAACUCAAACUGUGUCCUUGAAUAUCUAACUUUUUAUUUAGUGGAACAGCUCAUUAGCAACUCCAGAGUUAUUGAACGAAAAGCCUCUUGUACCCCUUUUCCACUGAAAGGUUCUAGCUCCGUCCGGUGCUUGUUCGAUUCUCACUGAGACCUUUUAAGCUGUAUUGGCAUAUUAAUACAGCUGUAAUAAUAAAAACAACAAACUGGUCCUGGAACCGCUUUGGUGGAAAAGGGGUAUAGAUGUGAGAGUUAUGAAUCCUGGUCAGUUCUUAUUAUUAUUAUGUUUUUUAUUCCCAAUUUUUGACCUACGAGUAAGAAGCAGAAGUCAGUGCCUAAAAAAACAAACUCUCACGGAUCCUCAAUAUCUUCUAAUAUCUAACCCUUUUCUAGUUACACUUGAAAGAAAAUAGUUCCACGUGGUGUUUGGCACCUCCAAUCCGUUGCCAUGGGUGUCGUGAGUAGAUUGAAAUCCCCUCACAGAAUAAGUGUUGAGCCCUCUCUUUGUCCGGUGCUGACAGGAGCAGCAGGUAGCCAGGAUCCUCAGGUUUUUCACACUCUCCAACCCCUGCUGCAUUUCCCCACUUUCACUCAUACGUCCUUCCUGCUGCUUUCCACCGCUGCAGAUCACAUUCGAAGGUCAUUGUGAAAUGUCAGCGCUGUUUUCACAAAGCUUUGAUAGAAACCAGCCGACAUCCUGCCAUAAUCCAAAGGCAUUUAAGUGAUUUUAUUAAUUAAAAUCUGUCUUUUCUGUAUCGUGUUAAAGGGGUCACCUGUGUUCUUGCUCUUAUGUUAAUACUCUGGCCUCUUGUGUGUAUUUCAGCCAUGUUGCCUGUAAAUAUUUGAUCACACAUUAUACUGUACACCAGGUGCUCUUUAUAUACUUAGCUAAUUUGAUUGCUCACUCUACAGAUUUAUCCUUUUCUAUAAUUUACGCUGUCAUUUUUCCGUCUAUGCACAGCAGGGAGGCAGAUGUGUGCCUGAUUGAGUGUGUGUUAUUCAUGCACACAGUGAUUGGAGAGAGCAUGUGAUUGCAUGUGUGUGUUGCAUGCAUGCAAGAGUGUGUGACACAUCACUGUGGCUUCUUGAUUAAUAAUCAGCUGCUCUUCACUGCGGCCCCUCUGCCCGCUGAUUGAUUUUUAUAUUUAUUACUCUUCGUCUUUCUCUUAAUCUGGUUUAAGUUGUAUGUCAUUGCUGGCUAACUGUAGCAAGAAUAAAUAAUACAUUAGACUUU
Messenger RNA from Trematomus bernacchii (emerald rockcod), 2613 nucleotides. It is a transcript of the gene tmem222b, whose product is annotated as transmembrane protein 222b. The transcript has 6 exons. The record is from RefSeq and is a predicted model, not a curated record. Lineage: Eukaryota; Metazoa; Chordata; Actinopteri; Perciformes; Nototheniidae. The coding region runs from base 51 to 602 and encodes 183 amino acids.